GUGCCGCUGCUACCAGCACUCUUAGUGAGUUACGGACCGCAUGCCAGCGCGCGUCGAACGAAUCUUCGGUGUCGCGGCUUUUCCACAAUCUCACCGUCUAGAUUCUCCUAUAAAUUUAUAAUAGAAUUCGCCGCAUGUUCGCGCCACUGCCGCGUUCGAUGGCGUUGUGAUAGCGGAGUCUCCACGCCGUGAUUCCGCAACGUUCUUCUUCGCUACGUUUUCGCGCGAAGAAGCUUCUCGUUUUGAACAACGACGGCGACUACGACAGCGGCCGAAUCAAGAUAAAGCGGUGAGGUUUCUCUUUAGGGCUGAGGACUUUCGCUCGCGAACCGAGCUGGUUCCGCCAAGUUUGUCUCGGCGAGGCAAGUUUCGCGCGAUCUAGCGUGGACCGACGGAAGUCCUGAUGCAACAGCAGCGAAACAAUAUUCAACGUGCGUUGAUGUAUUCCGAUGGAGCGGAGUAUCGUGCCGCGGUGUAAGAGGGGGAAAUCAAAGAGCAGGAGGGGGUCGGAGUGACACGCGGGACACUGCCAAGUCGCGCGGGGCAAGGAGACAAUUGAAGUGCGCGUGUGCGAAAAGUGCGCGCCGCGUGGCCCUCAACCACGGUUCCGUUGUUGUGCUUUUUCUGCGGAACUGCAUGCGUAAUCUCUCUUUCUCCCUCUCUUUCUUCUCUCUCCUCGUCUCUCUAUAUGUCCUCUGUGCGCAACGCUCUCUCUUCUCUCUUUCUCACUAUCUUUCUUGUCCUCUCUGGCAACUACUUAGAAGUAUACUUCUCGAGCCGUUGUGGCUUCGUGCUCGUCUAUUAUAGCAAGGAAGCCUAGUGGACGGAGGGAACAUCAGCCGCGCGCUAACAAAACAAUUAACUACAAAUAAGCAGAAGAUAGCUGGUGGUACGGUAACCGUUACGUUUCGAGUGUGUUAAUCGCGAUGUGCGCACGUGAGGAAAAAGGACAGCGGGGAACGCAAACUCGUUGAAUUGUUUGCGCGCGCGUGGUGCAGCUCGCGCGCAAAUACGACACGAGGUUGGAACACGUCGCGUGGUAUAAAGUAGUGUUGCCGUAUCCGGUAGAGUAAGGCGCGCAUAACGCGAUAAUUUUCCAAAGAAACCGCCGCGAUCUGACGGACAUGGAACACUUCGAUAUACAUAUAGUGUAAUUGGUGGUGUUCUCCCGCGAAAAUUGUGGCAUGAUACCGUGAUUAACGGUUGUACGUGAGUUCACUGAUCGCUGGAAUGAACUCUGCUAAGUACAACAGCGCUGAUAAGAAAGAACGUCUUGCUCACCUAACACCAGAAAUAGAAAUCUCAAUCUAAUGGACGAAGGAUGCUAAAGCCUGGGCCUACGUGUGUGAACGAGGCAGCACGUGACAUGCUACGCUUCCGUAUCCACACAAUGUAAGGAUAAAGACGAUCUGUGUCUCUAACUCGGACAUCUCCCAAAAAUUGUUCUCUGCUGCGAUGAAUGGACCCCAGACCGGGGCCAUUCACGGUUUCUAAAAGGAAUCGUAGACGGAAGUGAUACGUAGAACUGAUCGAUAUUCGAUCGGUUGGCGGAGCACCGGCAGUAAAGCAUGGAGAACAAAGACGAGCUCCUUUCUGCGCGGACGGAAACGAAGACAUCGUCGUCCACGACGACAGCACCGAGUCCGCGGACACUACCGAGAUGCGCGCGAUGUCGUAACCACCGAUUGCACAUACCCUUGAGGGGACAUAAGAGGUACUGCAAGUACCGCACCUGCAAGUGUGUGAAGUGCAAGCUGACCGAGGUCAGGCAACGGGUCAUGGCGAGACAGACCAUGUUGAGAAGAGUCCUGGCUCAAGACGAGAACAAGGUCAGGGCUGCUGAAGAGCAGGUGGAUCCACCGCCAUUCGAGAGCGAGGGUGAUCGACUAUCCACCGUUCCUCAGCCGGCCAGAAGUUUGGAGGGUAGCUACGACAGUAGCAGCGGCGACUCGCCAAUCAGCAAUCACGGCGGCAACGGUGCGCACACCGCCCUGGCCGAUGUCAUCACCAUUCCAACUUCCAGGAACGUGCCCUCCUCGCAUCCCCACACUGGAUCAUCCAGUCAUUUGCCGCAGUGCCAGUUCGGUGAGCGACAAUUUACGCUUCUCUUUACGUUUUUCUUUUCCUUUUGCAUACUUCGCAUCUAAAACUUUUUGAACGCG
This is a messenger RNA of Megalopta genalis, 2162 nucleotides long. NCBI's taxonomy places the organism in Eukaryota, Metazoa, Arthropoda, Insecta, Hymenoptera, Halictidae. The record is from RefSeq and is a predicted model, not a curated record.